Molecule: messenger RNA, 2974 nt
Organism: Odocoileus virginianus texanus
Lineage: Eukaryota; Metazoa; Chordata; Mammalia; Artiodactyla; Cervidae
Gene: RPGRIP1
Product: RPGR interacting protein 1
Biological process (GO): retinal rod cell development; non-motile cilium assembly
Cellular component (GO): photoreceptor connecting cilium
Molecular function (GO): thromboxane A2 receptor binding
Source: RefSeq, a predicted model, not a curated record
CUAAGCAACUCAGUAGGACCCAAAAGUUCCAAGGCAGUUGGUAAAUGACAGUUACAGAGAAGGCAGGAGCAGAAAAAAACAUGUAGGGAAAUGAAUGAUGAACUAGGCCCAGGAGAUGCUGAAACUGUGUAAUAAAGACGUCGUAUCACCCAAAUUUGAGUGUCCAUCUGACAACUCUCCUCUCCCUCCUUACUUGCUGCCCAUUUUCAGCAUGUUGGAUAGCAGCAAUCAGCCUCAAUGGAGCCAUGAGCUUGGAGAACAGCUACAGCAGAAAGUCUCUCAGUUGCAGGAUCAACUGGAUGUUGAGAUGAAGGAGAAGAGGGAAAUCUUACUUCAGCUCUCACAAGAGAAAGCUCAAAACAAAGAUCUGGAGCUUGAACUCACCAACUUGCUUCAGAAGCAUAAACAGGAAGUAGAGGAUCUCCAAAAUAGAAGCACAUUUUCCCAAUCUCCUGACAGGCAAUCUGCACCAGCCACUCACCCAGCUCUAUUUCAAGAGACCACUCAGAUAAAGCCCUGUGAACCAAAAAAUCAGGAAGAAAAAAAACUGUCCCAGAUGUUAAGUGAGUUGCAAGUAUCGCAUGCAGAGACCACAUUGGAACUAGAAAAGACCAGAGACAUGCUUAUUCUGCAGCGCAAAAUCAACGUGUGUUAUCAGGAGGAACUGGAAGCAAUGAUGACAAAAGCUGAUAAUGAAAAUAAAGAUCACGAAGAAAAACUGGAGAGGUUGAAUAAACUCCUAGACCUCAAGAACAAGCGUAUCAAUCAGCUGGAAGGUAUUUUAAGAAGCCAUGGCCUUCCAGUAUCCGAACAGCUUAAAGACGUGGCUUAUGGCACCCGACACUUGCCAUUUUGUCUGAAGCCACUGCCAGCCCGUGAAGAUGAGGAUAAAGUGGACAUUUCUCCACGGCAUCAGGGUGAGACCCUUUUUGAACUGCACGUCCAUCAGGCUUUUCUGACCUCUGCUGCCCUGGCUCAGGCUGGAGACGCUCAACCUACCACUUUCUGCACCUAUUCCUUCUAUGACUUUGAAACCCACUGUACCCCACUAGUUGUGGGGCCACAGCCUCUCUAUGACUUCACCUCCCAGUAUGUGGUGGAGACAGACCCCCUCUUCUUGCACUACCUUCAAGGGGCUUCAGCCCAGCUUGAGCUACACCAGGCAAUAGCCAGCGAGCACCACACCCUUGCAGCUGGAUGGAUUUGCUUUGACAGGGUUCUAGAGACUGUAGAGAGAGUCCACGGCUCUGCCACACUUACUGGAACUGGUGGAGAAGUCUUUGGGGUGCUAGAGUACUGGAUGAGGCUGCGCUUCCCCAUAAGAUCCAGUCUACAAGCCUACAAUAAGCGAAAGAAAGCCCAGGCAUACUUGGCAGCCAAUGCGCUUGGAGCCUGGGAAGCCCAGGAUGAGUCCAGAUCGGGGACCUGGAAGAAUCAGAAUGAGCUGCGGGUGGAAAUCAUCCGAUGCUGUGGCCUCCAGAGCCGAUCGCUGGGAGCCCAACCCAGUCCUUACGUCAUGUAUCGCUUCUUUACCUUUUCUGACCAUGACACCCCUGUCAUUCCGGCCAGUAACAAUCCCUGCUUCAGAGACCUGGCUCGAUUCCCAGUGCUUGUGAGUUCUGACCUGGAUCAGUAUCUGAGGCGGGAGGCCCUCUCUGUGUACGUUUUUGAUGAUGAAGACCCAGAGCCUGACUUGUACCUUGGCCGAGUCCAAGUGCCCUUGCUUCCUCUUGCACAAAACAAAUCCAUUCAAGGUAAUUUUAACCUCACUAACCCUGUGGGGGAACCCAAUGGAUCUGUUCAGGUGCAACUGGAUUGGGGGUCUUGCUACCUACCCCCGGAGAGCUUCCCAAAGCCAGAAGCUCAGAGUGAGGAGGACACCAGGGAUGCUUUAGAGACGUCAGUAGAAGAAGAGGCUUCCUUUCCUCCCCAGGACCAGGUGGUAUCUCUUGAUAUUCCCACUGAAGCUGGCCAGUAUCAAGCUAAAAGAAAACCUCCUCAGGUGGGAGAAAGGAAGGAAAGGGAACACCAGGUUGCAGGCUACUCAAGAAGAAAACAUGGCAGAAAAACAGGCAUCCAAGGAAAAAACAGAAUGGAGUAUCUUAGUCAUAACCUCUUAAAUGGAAAUACACUACAGCAGGUGAAGUACGUUGAAUGGAAAUUCUCAGGGCUUAAGAUCUCCACAGAUCAUGGUUUAAAAAAUCAGCAAAAGGAAGAGGAAAUGACAUCAUCCUAUUCACAGAUACUGAAGGAAACCCCACAUCCUGUGAAUGAUAAAGAAUUCUGUGAACAAGCUUCUGAAGUCAGUGAAGCACAAAGUACAGACAGCGAUGAGAUAGUAACACCUGUAUCUCAGAAAUGUCCUAAGGCGAGUUCAGAGAAGAUGUGCGUUGAAAUCGUCUCCCUGGCCUUCUACCCAGAGGCUGAAGUGAUGUGUGAUGAGAACGUGGAACAGGUGUACGUGGAAUACAAGUUCUACGAUCUGCCCUUGUCAGAGACGGAGACUCCAGUAUCCCUGAGGAAACCGAGAGCAGGAGAAGAGAUCUACUUCCACUUCAGCAAGGUGAUAGAUCUGGACCCAGUGGAGCAAAAAGAACGGAGGCAGUUUCUGUUCACCAUGCUGAUUGGACAAGAUCCUGAGCAAGGACAUUUAAAGUUUACAGUAGUAAGUGAUCCUAUUGAGGAGGAAAAGAAAGAAUGUCAAGAAGUAGGCUACGCAUAUCUGGAACUGUGGCCAAUCCUGGUAUCAGGAAGAGACGUCCUAGAGCAAGAUCUAGACAUUGUUAGCCCUGAAGAUCAGGCCACCCCCAUAGGAAAGCUCAAGGUGUCCCUUCAAGCUGCUGCUGCCCUCCAUGCUAUUUACAAGGAGAUGACUGAAGAUUUGUUUUCAUGAUGGAACAAGUGCUAGUCCAUUCUAAACCCUGAGGGAACCAUAGUAAAAAGUCUCUUAUAAAGUAACUUGCUCUACCAUGAA